Molecule: messenger RNA, 4065 nt
Organism: Heterobasidion irregulare TC 32-1
Lineage: Eukaryota; Fungi; Basidiomycota; Agaricomycetes; Russulales; Bondarzewiaceae
Exons: 19
Coding region: 70-3528 (1152 amino acids)
Biological process (GO): Golgi to plasma membrane transport; exocytosis
Cellular component (GO): exocyst
Source: RefSeq, a predicted model, not a curated record
CCUCGACCGAGGAGGCCUACACGCUCGGGUACAGAAGAUUCUGAAAAGGGCCCUGCACUGGCUGUUGUCAUGUCUGCAUUCCAGAGCGCAGCUCGGAAGAAGACUGUCGAUACUUACGGAGACGAUGAGUGGGAGAGAGAGCGUCAGCAGGAAGUUGAAGCUGAGCGGCAAAGGCAGAAGAGAAUCAUGGACAAGGUCCCCGGCAGACGGGCGAAUGGCAAAGCGAAAGCAGGAGAUAUUGAUGCUAUCCUGGAACAAAUCAAGGACGAGUGGGAGUUCGUCAUUGACUCGGAAUUCAACCCAAUUGACCUUGCCCUACAACUAAUCGAUGAUUCAAACUCAGGAAAAGACAUCGGGUCCUUUCGGCGCACAAAAUCCAUGCUGUCGAAGACCUUGAAAGGCUCCGUUGACAAACACUAUCAAGCAUUUGCGGCGUCUCUUCCUCAUCAUGCAUCUUUAUUGAAUCAUCUCGGGACAACACAAACACAGAUCAGAGGAGCUCGCGGUUCGCUUUUAGAGGCUAAAGAAGCCCUAGGUAGCAAGCGAGCUGAUCUGGUUCAAAUGUGGACAAGAGGACAAACUUUGGAAGAAAUGAUUCGCCUACUAGAUCAGAUUGAACACCUAAAACUAGUUCCCGACGUUUUAGAGAGUCUCAUGUCUGAGAAACGGCUGUUGCAGGCUUCUGUCCUCUUGAUCCGAAGUCUCAAAAUGAUUAACAAUCAGGACAUGCUUGAUAUUGGCGCUGUCGCGGAUUUGCGGAGCUACCUGAACGGCCAGGAAACGGCGCUGCGUGAAAUUCUCAUAGACGAGCUUCAUAGCCAUCUGUAUUUGAAAUCAUUUUGGUGUGACAGCCGCUGGGUUGCGUAUACUGCCCAUCAACAAACCAGUGCGUUCAUUGGGGAUGAACCUCUUCCUUCUGACACCGUGCCGCAACCACCGACGCCAACGACACCUGUCACACCUACAUCUCCUACAUCUCGACCCUCCCGUCUAUCUCGUUAUCUUCAUGACCUUGCCCUUCGCCCAAACAAUCCGCCCGAUGAUGUCGAUGAGCAAGGCUUCCGGCAAAGCGUGUCAUUUUCUCCUGCAGGACUUUCCGUAAGCACCUCUACAUCAAAUUUGACGACGGGAAAUGGCAGUUCACAAACGCAGAGCAGAAACCCGGAAACUGACUCAUUUGCUUACAUCGAAACAUUGCUUGAGUCUCUCGCGGUACUUGGAAAACUAGGCAGUGGUCUUGACGUUGUCGCACAACGUUUGCCAAGUGAAAUCUUCACACUCAUCGAGAAUACAAUCGAAGAGGUCGGCGAGCGCGCUGAGUAUGGGCGGCGCACAUCGAUGCUGAUCAACAGUACCACAAGCACCACUGCGAAGCUACAUUCUGCGUACAUGGUCGCGCCGACAUCGGCGCCCGACGGUACAGGCAUCGGAUCUGUGGGGACGAUGUUUGGUUUUGCGUCCGGUUCUAUCAAUGGUACGACAUUAAGCGCCCUGAGACUGAGACUCACGGCCCUUGAAUCGUCUUCGCAACACGUUGAUCAUGAGAUUUUACGGGACUUGUUCUGGACGUUGUACUCAAAACUGGACGCCGUCACGCAGGGCUUGCGAGUAGUGUACGAGGUUGCAAACCGUAUUGGAUCGCGACGAGAUUUCAAGGAUUCUUCUGGAACCAAGCCGGGUGCCCUCUUUCCGUUAGCAGAAGUAUGGAUGCCCGUUCAAGCAGAGGUUCGAACAAUCUUGAAUGACUACUUGACGAAUGAAGAGCAAGGCGCAAUGUCUGGAAGGAACCCCAUAUCUUCAAUCAAUGAUGUAUUGCGCGAAGGAAAGUUUACUAGGGAUAAAACCAAGAAUGUCUUCCGGUUCGCCGAUACGGACCCCAAACUCUCCAACAAAGCACUACGCUCGCAUGAGGACGAGCUCAACCGAGUUUUGAGAGACACGGUCCCUGGGCUAGUACAAGGCUCCUCUGAAUCUACCGUGCAAGCGACGUUAUCUACCGUAGGGACAGAUGAACGACUUCUGGGUAUGGAUCAGCAUCACCGUCUGCUCAUCAAACCCGACGCUUUCCACGUAAGCGUGUUGUUUCAACCGACUCUCGCGUUCUUGGAUCGCAUUGCGGAAGUGUUACCGUCUGGCUUAGAGUCGGCAAGAGCAUCUAGUGCUAUAUUGGAUGAUUUCGUUCUCAAGGUGUAUUUACCUCAACUGGAAGACAAGGUCUCGCUGCUGUUCCAUCAUGCCGUCACUGGCCCUGAAGCCUUCCAACCCGAUCCCGCUUCAGCAUGGCUGUCGUCAGAACCCUUGGUCAACGCGAGCACUCAACUCAUGUCUUUGAUCAACUCUCUCUGCGCCAUGCUUCGCACUACGCCGUUUCACCGGGAGAAUUAUGCACGACUAAUCCUCACUGUCGUCAUUCAAUUUUACCAGCGCUGUAGUGACCGUUUCCAAGCUUUGGUAGCUCCACUUGGUUCGGGAGAAAUGGACGAAGAACCUCGGAUCGCAUUAGCAUCUAAAUGGGCACAAUCAUCAGAACUCAUACCAUGUUUGACAGAGCUAUACAAGUCAUUGGAUGACAAACCAGAUGGGAGGCGAAAUAUCUGUCGUCGGGAAGGCCGUAUCGAGUCGCACCUGCUGGGUGACAGCAUUAUUGCCAAGGAUGACUUGGUUCACCCACUGCGGAAUCUUUCUGCGUUGGGGAACCUAUAUCGCAGCGUAGCCUGGUUCGCCGCCUCUCUAAAUCAAUUGAAAGCUGCUUCCGUGGAAAGUCUGUCACCGACAACGCCAAAGCUCGAUUCUCUCGCCGCACCAACACCCUAUACCCCUUAUCUACCUUUCGUCCUCCCUAUUUCCGCAGGUGAACAGUUGCAGCUACCACUGUCGAGGGAAAUGGCAAUGCGAUUCCAUGCAUUGUUGAAAACUUACGAGCAGCUAGCAGAACUGAUUCUGUACACUAUUCGCGUGGACACCCGAUGUCGAGCGGGACAUUACUUAGACCAGGCAUUUCGACAUGGCAAUUAUCGCAUACACCGAGAAGUGGGCGAACCCGAUCCGCACAUCAUCGACCUCAAUAUAGAGCUUGGAGAGUGUGAUGACAUCAUUUCGACUACGCUCCCGCCUAGGGAGCAGCGGUUUGUCUUCGAAGGCAUAGGCUUGUUGAUGGAGGACCUGUUGAUCUCUAACGCUCGGAAAAUGCCGUUCGCAAACGCGCUUGGGAUCAAGAAAAUCAGCCGAAACAUGCUUGCUCUACAGCAAUGCAUCAAGACUAUCGCACGCGACUCACAAGACACAGAAUUUGAGCGAGCCAAACAAUAUUACGCUUUAUUCUCCUUGAACCCAGCAGAAAUGCUGGAUAGCAUUCGCAAAAAGCAAGUUUUCACCUUCGACGAGUACAAAGCCAUGCUCGAUUUACAGUGUGGUGUCGAUCAAAGUAACCGUAACGGUGCCCCACAAGCUACAGACAGGAAUUACAGCAUGUAUGUCAUAGACUUGCAUGGGCUGGAAUUAGGAGAAGACGGAGAUGAGGGGUCAUGAUGGUCUUCCAAAACCAUUACAGCUCAUAUUUAUCAACACUUGCAUAUCUGGUUUGACGGAACAGAACUACUUUGAUUGUGGUGUAAUUUUUGCGCUAUGUUUAUGUGGCCGGCCCCGCUCUAGCCAUGCGAUAUCGACUACAUCAGCUUCUGGUAAGCUGUGGGGGGCGCGGGAAUUUGUCGAGAGAAGGUUGGGAGCCAGAGCCACAUGAUACCUGCCUUUCCGAUUGGGUUCGCUCGCGGAUUUGUCGGCUGGAGGAGUGUACUUGAGAAUUGGGAUGCUCCGUAGAAACUCUCGAUAUCGCCGCCGAAGAUAUCUAUUCGGAGCAGGAGGUGUUGUGGGUUCUCGUGGAGAAUCAUUGUCACUCUCGAGGCCGUUAAUUGUUUGGCGUUGUCUCCGAGGCUUGGGAGGGCUUUGCCCAACGGGACCAGCCAAGAUCUGUAAUUCUCGGAAGACACCCGCUCCCUGCAAACCGAUACCUCGAAUACCAGCACGUUUCACAUCAUCCCAGCCCGUAGACUCUGCAGUACUGCCCUG